Molecule: messenger RNA, 693 nt
Organism: Brassicogethes aeneus
Lineage: Eukaryota; Metazoa; Arthropoda; Insecta; Coleoptera; Nitidulidae
Source: the annotation of a GenBank genome assembly
AUGGAAUCAGAGUGUAAAACGGACAAAAGGAAACGAACAAAAAACUUUAAUGAAACUGAAAAAUGGAGUAGUUUCCUGGGUCAAAAAAAAGAAACAUGGGAAAAAUUAGCCAAAGAAUUUAAUUUGUCCACGGGAACACAAAGGGAAGCUGACAUAUUAAAAACAAAAUAUUUAAAUUUAAAAAAGAAGAGCAAAGAAAAGUUUUCUGCCAAUAAAAAGGGGAUAACAUUAACUGGAGGAGGCCCAUAUAUUCCCAUUGAAUUUUCCACUGCUGAGCUAGGUAUUAUGGAAAUUGUGGGACCAGAAAUUACUGGAUUAACUAAUAGUUAUGACAAUGAUGCAGAACAGACUUCUAUAACUAUAAUUGCUGAGGAUAACAUGAAGGAGGAUAUGCCUGAUCCUGAAAUGGAAGCCAAUUUGAAUCAAAUUAUAGAUGAACCAAGCACUUCUACCCAUGACUGGGUAUCUUAUACCCCCACAAAUUUGAAGGUGUACAAGUCAAAGGAGCUGAGAAAGACAAGACUAGAGAAAAAGACUUACAUCCCAGCCGAAAAAAAACUGGUGGAUGAAAAAAUUUGUUUCCUAAAAGCACAAAAAGCAAUGUUUGCAAAAGAGCAUGAAAUUAAAAUGGAAAUAAUGAAACUAGAACUACAAAUAAAAGAAAAGGAACUAGAAAAACUCCAAAAAUAUUAA